Kockovaella imperatae is the source of this 1693-nucleotide messenger RNA. Its product is annotated as CobW/HypB/UreG, nucleotide-binding domain-domain-containing protein. Lineage: Eukaryota; Fungi; Basidiomycota; Tremellomycetes; Tremellales; Cuniculitremaceae. The record is from RefSeq and is a predicted model, not a curated record. Gene Ontology annotation, cellular component: cytoplasm. The transcript is spliced from 8 exons. Bases 319 to 1353 code for a protein of 344 amino acids.
CUAUCAAACCCUUUUACAUGCUCCCAGCUGACAAUGACACCGUGGCCUGCUUUGACCUCCUCCUUCCGUCUCUGGGCGAAAUUGCCGGCGGAUCCUUAAGGGAGCACCGAUUAUCCCACCUCGAAGCCUCCCUCCCGAGUGAGGAGUAUGCAUGGUACGCUGAUCUACGACGCUACGGGUCGAUCCCACACGGAGGCUGGGGCAUGGGCUGGGAUAGAUGGAUAAGUUGGAUCACCGGAGUAGAUAAUGUUAAAGAUGUAGUCGCUUUUCCGAGAUGGGUCGGACAUUGCAAGUAUUAAAUGUAUACAAUAAUACAUCAUGGAUGAGGUCCCAGAGCUCGUUCCAGCGGCGGACGACCCAUAUGCUCGACCUCGUAUCCCCUUGACACUGCUCACUGGGUAUCUCGGUGCUGGCAAAUCUACCCUGCUCGAGUACAUCCUCACUGCGGACCAUGGAUAUCGUAUCGCCGUCUGCAUGAAUGACUUUGGCGAUACGACGGACAUAGAGGCCAAAUCCCUCACCUUGUGCGACCCUUCGACAGGAGAGCAAUCCACAUCGUUCCUCUCACUUCCCAAUGGAUGUCUCUGCUGCUCUGUCAAGGACCUGGGGAUCGCAGCAAUAGAGGAGAUGGUGGUGAAUCAAAGGGACAAGGUGGAUUGGGUCAUGGUGGAAUUGACGGGCGUAGCGGACCCAGGCCCCAUUGCUAAAUCCUUUUGGGAAAACGAAGAAAUGGGCGACCUAGUCCUCGACGGGAUCGUGUGCGUCGUGGAUUCUAAAAACUUUCUCAAACAACUCGAUGACAAUCGCCCAGGCGAGAUCAACGAGGCGCAACGGCAGCUCGCGGCGUCCGAUGUCAUUCUCCUCAACAAGGUCGACCUCGUAGACGCCGCCCAACUCGACAAGGUCCGAUCCCGAGUGACCGCUAUCAACCCUACACUACGCAUUCACGACACAGUCAAAGGCAAUAUGCCUCUUGACCGAAUCUUCAACCUUCAUGCCUACUCCAAGGGCAAGUUUGACACUGUCCAUGACCACCCCUCCCACGUCAACUCCAUCUCCACCGUGCUCAUCCCUCUGCCCCGCUUGACUCCCACUCAGUGGUCCAGACUCAACCUGUUCCUUGAAAACGUUCUCUGGACUGGCAAACUAGACGGCGUGGACAUCAACGUUCUCCGGACCAAAGGUCUCAUCCACCUCGACGAUGGGAGAGAGAUGGUGCUUCAAGGCGUCAUGGAUAUAUUCGAGAUCAAACAGAGCAGUGAGCCAGACGAGGCGGCACCAGGAAAAAUCGUGUUCAUCGGACGAGGCGUCCAAGACCUUAAACCCGCCCUCAUAUCAUUCGUAGACUUGUAGCAUGAAGACUUGACUAUUCUGCUGUGGGCAACUCUUCACCUGCCGAAGGGCAGUCCCUAGGACAUCAGCUGACCUUCUCGGACCUCCAAACUCACUUGGCAAUGUGACCCUGCUCUUGACACUUGUAGCACUUUUUCGACGCAUGGACAGUCGUCUCGUCCCUCGGCAUCAAGCAGUCCCUUGCAAUAUGAUUCUCCCCGUUGCAUCGACUGGUUUCCGUCAGCGCCAUCACGCUGUGCCUAAUCUUUUUUUCUUCUCACUAGCACUUGACAGGCGAUCCAUCCGCACCGGCUGUAGGUCGAGGUCGCUGGAAUCCACCUCCUCGAGCGGCGAAACCGCC